This is a messenger RNA of Cryptosporidium muris RN66, 2517 nucleotides long. Its product is annotated as SNF2 family N-terminal domain-containing protein. Bases 1 to 2517 code for a protein of 838 amino acids. The transcript is spliced from 3 exons. Lineage: Eukaryota; Apicomplexa; Conoidasida; Eucoccidiorida; Cryptosporidiidae. Gene Ontology annotation, molecular function: ATP-dependent chromatin remodeler activity; ATP binding. The record is from RefSeq and is a predicted model, not a curated record.
AUGGUUUUAAAUGAUUGUGAAUCAGUAAUUGAUAAUCCCCGUAUUUGUAAGGCUCCAGAAUCUGCUUCAUCAGAGGAUGAUGUCUCUGUAACAAAACUAAUUGAGAUACUAGAUGAUUUAUCCAUUAGUAAAUUUAGAGAAGAGACAAUUAAUUCCACUGAUAUUUCUCCAGAUAGUAGAGUGCAAAGUAAUAAAAAAGAAUAUCAAAAUAAGGAUAUUUACUCAAAAACUAAAUGCAACUACCUUUCAAAUAUCUAUAAUUCUAGAAAGCCAAUUAAAAUAAUAGAAGACUUAGCUUUAGUUCCAAACAAAACCAAACAGGAGUCUGUAAAUGAUGGAAUCAUAGCUAACCAAAUUGAUGAUUUAUUCUUUUCUACUGUCCCUUUGUCAAAGACAAGUACAAUUGACAACUACUCAUUAAAUACUUCAAAUAAACCCCCAUGUUUACUAGUUAAUGGCUGGUAUUGGAGUCCAGAGAAAUCUGAGUACUUUCUAGCGAGUCAUUCAGGUAGGUUGAAGCGUAAGCUCUAUGUAUCACCAAAGAUAUAUUGUAAAAUGAAAGACUACCCACACGAAUAUGAUGGAAUUAGAUGGCUUUGGGAGAGGGUACGUCAAGGAGAAGGAGGAAUAUUAGCGGAUGAAAUGGGACUCGGAAAAACUGUUCAAAUCUCUUGCUUUAUUGGAGCUUUAUUUAGAUCAGAAUUAGCAAAUUUUUUUCUUAUUAUACUUCCUGUAAGUUUAAUACAGCAAUGGAAAGAAGAGUUAAAUAUUUGGUGUCCAAAAAUACCAGUAUUUAUAUAUCAUGGAAGUACUAAAGAUAGGGAAUUGGCUUUAGAAGAAUUAUAUAAUUGUGGACAUGGUGGCAUUUUAAUUACAACAUACAACACAUUAAGACAUGAUGAAUCUAAAUUAAAAUCAAUUCCCUUAAACCUUACAAAAUGCCAAUUUUUCCGGAACUUUAAUGGGUUAAAAAUUUCUUUAGAACAGUAUACUUUAGAGAUAAAACAAAAUCAAAGGAUAGUUAAGGAUAAAAAUAUUGGUAGCUUGAGGGAUAUACAGACUCCUGGAAAUAUCCUUGAGAUACCAUGGGAUAUUGUGGUAGUUGAUGAGGCUCAUAAACUUAAAAAUAACAAGACAAAACUGUUUGAAACUAUAUAUAAAAUUCAGAGCCAUUCAAAAAUAUUAUGUACUGGAACUCCAGUUCAAAAUAGACUAAGUGAAUUAUGGUCUUUAAUUCAAUGUGUAAAACCUGGGUUACUAGGAAAUACUUUACAGUCAUUUAAUAAUAAAUACUGCAGAUAUCUUAAUAAGCUUGGCGAUAGAGAUCUAACUAUAGAGGAGAAAACUUUAUGUCAAUCUGUGAUUAAUAAUCUCUGUAAUACAACUAAACCCUACAUAUUACGUAGGACAAAGAAAAUCAUUGACCAGAAAAAUGAAACUAUUAAUAAGCUAAAUAGAUCAGAUAAAUAUAAUAUAUAUCAAGCUUCUACAUAUUUAAAAAGUGAAAUUAAAAAAUAUGAUAUAGCCUUAUGGCACAAUCUAUCUGCUGAACAAUCAUCUAUAUAUUUGGAGGUUCUUGAUAGCUGCAUAGUAAGGAAUAUAUUGGAAUUUCGUGAAUUAUCAACUAAAGAAAAUAGCCAUAUUCUGGAGAUUAUAUCAAUACUAUUAAAAAUAUGUAAACAUCCUGCUUUUGUAUUGCAAGAUCAAUUUCAAAUUUGGAGAACCCUACUAAAAAAUAACAACUAUUUAAAUUGUGAACUGCAAGAACAAAAAGUAAAAAUAAAUAAUUUGAUUUCACCUUCAUCUAUAGUCUACAACUUAAUACAAACAGAUAUUAAUCUACUGAGGGAGCAAAGCAUGAAGUUACAAAUAUUGUGGGUACUUGUUCCAGCACUAACAGCUAGAGGUCAUAAAAUACUCAUUUUCAGUGAAAGUCUUGAUAUGUUAAAUUUGAUAGAAUUAACUAUUCUUACCCCCAAGCAAAUUAAAUGGAUAAAAUUAGAGGGAAAAGUCCCAAAAAAACAAAGAAUUUCUAGCAUUAGAUCUUUUAAUGAGCAGAAGGAUAUUCUAGUUUUAUUACUAUCUAAACAAAUUGGAUCUGUAGGCUUAAAUCUAACUACUGCAGAUAGAAUUAUAAUCGUUGAUCCACACUGGAAUCCGGCUCAAGAUGACCAAGCAAUAGGAAGAGCCUUCAGAAUAGGCCAAAAAGAAGAUGUAGUUGUAUAUAGAUUAAUAUCAAGUGGUGCAAUAGAAGAUUGGAAGUUUAGACUUCAAAUUCAUAAGGCAGGAAUAGCUCAUUUUUUUUUACAUGGUCAAAAACAAAAGGUGACAUUUACGAAUGAAGAAUUAGCUUUUAUCUUUUCUUAUUUUAGGCCAGAUAGUUGUGAAACACAAAAUAUAUUAAGUUCUAUUAGUAGUGAUACAGAUUACUAUGAAAAGUUGAAAGAGGAUCUUGGUGAUGAAAUAACUAAGUUAGAACCAAUGGUGAUUGGAUAUCUCGAUUGUGCAAAUAUCUGA